Molecule: messenger RNA, 1809 nt
Organism: Kwoniella shivajii
Lineage: Eukaryota; Fungi; Basidiomycota; Tremellomycetes; Tremellales; Cryptococcaceae
Exons: 6
Coding region: 1-1809 (602 amino acids)
Molecular function (GO): glucan endo-1,3-alpha-glucosidase activity
Source: RefSeq, a predicted model, not a curated record
AUGAAGUUCGCUAUAGCCAUAGGGUUACUACAACUGUUACCUUCUGCAUUUGGUAAACAUGGUGAUUCUUUCCAAAGGAGAUCAAGACAUAAUAAUCACGAAGGCCUCGCUGAGCGUCAAGUGAUUGAAACAAUCUACGAGACUGAGACCGUUUGGGUCGAUGCUUCACCAACUCAAACUGCUACAGGAGCAGAAACUCCCAUAACAGUGGCCGCCCUCGCUGCCGAGACUGUAUCUGAACAAUUGAGCGAUUCACAAGCAACUACCACUACUACUUCCUCCCAAGGCGUACAAACUGCUACUGGAAUAUACGGACUGUCUCAAGCUACAAACCCAAUCGACACAUUCGUUUCCUCUGCUUCGUCAUCUGAUGAUCUCGUCUCCAGCACCACAGCUUAUACUGCCGAUGUAUCUUCCACUUCAGCGUCUCUGGGUAUCAGUGUCAACGUUUCCGCUGGGAUCAAUUCUACCUCUGAUUCUGAUUCUGUCGAAGUCAAAGCUGCUUCAUUCGACGGCAGUUGGGGAAACUUGGGAGGUGGUGGUCAACAAUCUUCAACAGGAUCAAACGACAAGAAAGUUUUCGCACAUUUCAUGAUCGGUAUUGUCCAUGGAUAUGUCUUGAAUGAUUGGUUGGAUGAUAUUGCAUUAGCUAAAUCGAAAGGUAUUGAUGGAUUCGCAUUAAAUAUAGGACUAGAUUGGUAUUCACAAGAUCAAUUAGAUCUAGCUUAUGAAGCAGCAAAACAAUCUGGUGAUUUCGUUUGUUUCAUCUCAUUCGAUUUCAAUUGGUAUACAACAACAAAUGUCACUGGUGUAGCGGAAAUGAUGAAAAGAUAUAACAAUCUGCCUGCUCAAUUGAGAGUAGAUGGGAAACCUUUCGUAUCUACUUUUAUAGGUGAUGGAUUCGAUUGGUCAGCUGUAGCCAAAGAAGUUGGUGAAGAAAUUUACGCUGUUCCGUUUUGGGCGCCAACUCAAGAAAACGCAAAUAACGCUGGAUUAAGUGGUUUAUUCUCAUGGACCGCGUGGGCUAGUAAAGAUAACAAGCCCAUCAACGAACCACUCACCACUGUUCAAGAUGAAGCUUAUCUCGAUGUAGUUGGAAAAGCGAAUAAAGUUUACAUGGCUCCUGUAUCAUCUUGGUUUUUCACUCAUUUCGGUAAAGAAGUCCCUUGGUCCAAGAACUGGUUAUUCAGAUCAGAAAAUUUAUGGAAAUAUCGUUGGGACCAAUUAUUACAAAUGGGUGAUAAUUUGAAAUUCAUCGAGAUCGUCACAUGGAACGACUAUGGAGAAUCUCAUAAUGUCAGACCAUGGGGAGGUAAUCAUACAGAUGAUGGAUCUUCAAAAUGGUCAGAAGGUUUAGAUCAUUCCGCAAUGUUAGAUUUAUCAUUACCUUAUAUAAAAGCUUGGAAAGCAGGUAAAAAAUCACCUGUGAUUGAAAAAGAUCAAUUGUUCUACUGGUACAGACCUCAUUUGAAAUCUGCGAAUUGUGAUGACACAGAUAACUUUGGAAGUAAACCUGAAGGAUGGGAAUUCGUCGCAGAUACAGUAUUCGUAACUACAAUGACCAAAUUAGGAGGUACAGUCAAAAUCACUUCAGGAUCAAAUGCCCCCGUGUUCAAAAUCGUCAAACCAGGCGUACAAUCGAUCGAGAUUCCAAUGGGAGUGGGUGAACAGAAAUUCGAAUUUUUGACUUUGACCAGCGGAUGGAAAAAAGGUGUAUCAACUGUUGAUAUUAGUGAUAAGUGUUGGCCGACAAAAGAGUUUGCUGGAAUAUACAAUUACAAUUACCAUUCUGGUGUUCUUGAUUGUUAA